AUGUCUACCGGUGCAGGGAAAAUGAGGUCUCAAGAUUUGCAAGAAGGUAAUUAUGUUUCCAGCCUCACCGUAAAAGAGGCCCAAAUGGAUCCAGUCAAGACCAACAAACAACCGCGCGGACUUGCCGGGGACUUGCCAAAUCACUGCGCUGCCCAUAUUAGCGGCAUUUCCAAUAUUGGGCUCUGCUGGUUUACAUCAUUUUAA
Pyricularia oryzae 70-15 is the source of this 204-nucleotide messenger RNA. RefSeq lists its product as uncharacterized. Bases 1 to 204 code for a protein of 67 amino acids. The record is from RefSeq and is a predicted model, not a curated record. The transcript has 3 exons. NCBI's taxonomy places the organism in Eukaryota, Fungi, Ascomycota, Sordariomycetes, Magnaporthales, Pyriculariaceae.